This is a messenger RNA of Rhodamnia argentea, 1432 nucleotides long. RefSeq lists its product as uncharacterized. NCBI's taxonomy places the organism in Eukaryota, Viridiplantae, Streptophyta, Magnoliopsida, Myrtales, Myrtaceae. The record is from RefSeq and is a predicted model, not a curated record. The transcript has 6 exons. The coding region runs from base 131 to 1126 and encodes 331 amino acids. Gene Ontology annotation, cellular component: nucleus.
AGGUCGAAAGAGAGAGAGAGAGGGGUUCAGAGAGAGAGAGAGAGAGGAAGUCGCGUAGAGAGAGAGAGAGAGACAGAGAGACAGAGAGGAAUUUUGAAUCGUUAAAAUUGAUGGUCGGAGGGAUACAGUGAUGGCCACAGACCAAGAGAUAUCGCAGGCUCUCCAAUCCCUCCUCAGAGACUCCAGCCCCAAUAAACCCAACGGUCCGACCCUGAACUCCUUCAAAGACGUCGUCCAGCAGCUCCAGUCCCAGCUCGGCGUCGACCUCUCCCACAAGCUCGACUUCAUCCGCACCCAGAUCCACCUCCUCUUCCAGACCCCUCCUCCUCCGCCGCCGCAGCACGUGGCGGCUCCGACCCUCGCUCCGAAGGACCACUUCGUCCUCCACCACCCGCAGCAACCCCCCAACUUCCAUCCCUCUCCCUCCGCUUUCCACUCCUUCCCUCCGGGCAGGCCCGACCUCCAUGCCCAGCAUCAUCCCCAUGUCCAUCAGGUCCAGCAAGUCUCGCUGCCGGCCAAGGAAAGCGCUCCAGCUAAAGGAAAAAGAAGAGGUGGCCCUGGGGGAUUAAACAAACUCUGCAAUGUUUCUCCAGAACUUCAGGCCAUUGUCGGUCAGCCGGCAAUGCCUAGAACUGAGAUCGUGAAGCAACUAUGGGCAUACAUAAGGAAGAACAAUCUCCAAGACCCAAAUAACAAGAGAAAGAUAAUUUGCAAUGAUGAGCUGCGUUUGGUGUUCGAAACAGAUUGCACUGACAUGUUCAAGAUGAACAAAUUACUAGCUAAGCACAUCAGCCCCAUGGAACCAACAAAAGCAUCAGAGUCAAAGAAGCUCAAGAUAGAUUCAGAUUCUGGAGUCAGAAGCAGUACUGAUUCUGGUCCUGAACCAUCAGUCAAAAUAUCUGAAGAACUGGCAAACUUUUUUGGGGUUAGCGAGCUAGUGAUGCUUCAGUCAGAAAUCACCAGACGGAUUUGGGAGUACAUAAAUGUCAACCAGCUGCAGGAUCCUCGAAAUACGAUGAUGAUUCACUGUGAUGCAAAGCUUCAAGAGCUUUUUGGAUGUGAAAGCAUUCAAACCCUUGGAAUACCUGAAGUUUUGGCACAGCGACACCUGAAGAGAAGAUCAUAGCUGAAUGCAUUGGCUGGGGUGCUUGUGGUUGCUGUACGUGCUGAAGUAGUUUCUAUGGAGUUUCUGCAAAUUAUUUUGUUUUAGAGAACGAUUUCAGUUCAGUAGUCUCUCUAUCUAUGUACAGGAUGAAAAUCUUUUGUCUGAAACGGCACAGAAAUCGUAGUCUCUGCUUUCCUGACAUGGCAUUUUAGGUUAGACCUAUCCUCGGGAAAUUCUAACCCUUGUAAAGUACAGUCGGAAGAACAUGAAUGUGUAAAAACUAUGACAUUUUUAUUUUGCAAGUAUGAAAUGUUGUUAUCUGUGCAA